AUGUCAAUCACCACAGACGAGGUGAACUAUCUCAUUUGGAGAUACUUUCAAGAAGCAGGACUUGAGAUUUCUGCGUAUGCAUUGGAUGACGAGACCGAUGUUCACACUUUGGAUGCCACGUACGAGAAACACGUGCCAUUGGGGUGCCUAAUCGACCUCAUCCAAAAGGGAAUACUUUAUUCCAAGAUGAAAUCGCUGGUGGAAUCUUCCAAGACGCAACUGGACCAAGAUGAUCUUAUAAAUAUGAAUUUCAACUUCUUCACUGCUUUGCAUGAAAUAAAAGAAAACGAGACAGCGAAUGAGAGAUCCAUAAUGUCCACUGAUGAUGGAGAAAAACUUGAACAAGGAAAACGUUUGCCAGAGGAAGAACAAGGGGUAGAGGAGGAGCAACAAAAGGAUGAUGAAGGCUUCAUCAGAGUCAUCAAGGAAUACAAAGUAUUGGAUCCCUCAAAUUCUAUCUCCUUUUCACCGACCAGUGGCGGAACCAUCUCAUUAGCGCAUGCGUGCAACACCCAGACGGAUAUUGUUGAUAUAGAAACAAACACAGCAGUGACAUUGCCUGCGUCUCCCUUAUGCAAAGAGGUGUUGUUGGCACAAUGGUCGUCUAAUGGCCAGCUGUUGAUCACAGCAUACGAGAAUGGUGAAUUACGCCUAUGGUCCAGUCAGGGUGCUUUGGUGACGGUUUUCGCAAUGCACCACUGGCCAAUCGUAGCUUUGGAAUGGUCUCAUAAUAACAAGUAUCUUAUUUCAAUCGACAUCCGAAAUAUCGUCAUUGUAUGGGACAUAACAACCAAAACAAUAGCUGUACAUUUAGACAAAGAAAACUGGAAAAACUUGACCAACUUCUCGUUGCUAGUGAACACAGUCGAUGAUUCAAUUCAGAAUUUUGGUACCACUUUAUGUUGGUUGGAUGAUACGAAGUUUAUAACACCAGGCCCAAAUUACUCGUUACUAGUGAAUCAGCUAGUAGAUUCUAAACAUUCGAUAGUUGGUGUUUUGAUAGGCCAUGAGGAGUCCGUUUGUGCUAUCAAUUAUAACAAAGACUUGAGGUUGUUAUGCUCAGCCAGCGAAGAUGGUAUCAUACGAAUCUUCAAGGGUAACUCAACGAACAGCCUGCAAGUCCUAUCGGGCCACUCAUUGGCAAUUACCUAUUUGGAGUGGAUCAAGCUUGAUGAUAAAUGGUAUAUAUUGAGUACUUCAUUAGACGGUACUAUACGAAUUUGGGAUUUUAUAAACAACCAAACAUUGGCAAUCUCAUGUAUAGCCGAUGGACAGCCAAUACUGUACGCAGCGUCUCAUGUAUCGCCAGAUGGGGAAGUGAUAUUGGCUACCGGUGAUUCAUCGGCAAGUGUGUCCAUUUGGAAUAUCUCCUGUGAUAAAAUUAAACAAGUUGGUCUCUACCAACAUGGUCGCCCUGAUGGUCAUAUCUCCCACAUCAGUUGGAAUCUGGACGGCACCAAAUUUGCAGCAGCAUUUACUAAAGGUAAAAGUGUGAUUAUUAAAGUGUAG
Molecule: messenger RNA, 1509 nt
Organism: Pichia kudriavzevii
Lineage: Eukaryota; Fungi; Ascomycota; Pichiomycetes; Pichiales; Pichiaceae
Exons: 1
Coding region: 1-1509 (502 amino acids)
Biological process (GO): regulation of transcription by RNA polymerase II
Cellular component (GO): Set3 complex
Molecular function (GO): protein binding; transcription corepressor activity
Source: RefSeq, a predicted model, not a curated record